CUCUUUUCCACACGCUCUCGUCCCGUCACUUACCUCCAUCUACCUGGUUUGAGGUAAUCGAUCCAUCCUGUGUGCAUCAGAAAAUCUCUGGGCAUUUUCAAAACACCCGGCCCCGCAUCUAUUGACCCUCCAAUGUUAAGAUAUAUAUGAGUCGGCGGAUUUGAACAUAUUCGAAUCCAUGGACACAACACAACCAUGGCCCUCCCUUCCUUCGAGAGCAUUCCAGCUUUCAAAACCAAACCACACGUUAUCGUACUCACAGACAUCUGCAACGAACCCGACGACGCCGAGUCGCUCACUCGUUUCCUACUUUAUGCAAACGAGUUCCAUAUCGACGGGCUCGUUGCAACAACCUCCUUCUGGCAGCAGUCCUCCACACAUAAACAGCAGAUCCACCAGAUCAUCGAUGCAUAUGCUAAGGUCGAAGCAAAUUUGAACGCCCAUGUCCCUCCUAGCCGUCAGUAUCCGAUUGCAGAUGCUCUACACCAGCUCGUCCGCGAUGGGCUGUCCGAGUACGGGAUGAAAGGUGCACGAGGCCCAUUGAAUGCCGGCACUGAGCUACUCAUUUCAGCCGUGGAUGCAAUCAUCGAGGAAGGUCAUAUCUGGGUUUUGAUUUGGGGUGGUGCCAAUGUACUCGCUCAGGCCCUCCUCGAAGUUCACAACUCUCGAUCGGAAGCUGAGGUCAAUACAUUUGUUGCUAAGCUUCGAGUAUAUGCCAUCUCGGAUCAAGAUGACGCCGGAGCAUGGAUAAGAUUGAACUUCCCCAAAAUAUUCUAUAUUGCGUCUGUCCACGGUUGGAAUGCGUACGGCCUUGCUGCGUGGACGGGCAUCUCAGGAGAGUCAUACUACAAUUUCAACCCUGGUGGACCCAAUUCCGAUCUUGUGACGGCCAAUUGGCUGAAGAAAUAUAUACAGAUUGGGCUAUAUGGUAAAGCAGCCUAUCCAGAUCCAGUGUUCAUCCCAGAAGGCGACACGCCCACGUUCCUCAACCUCAUCCAGAACGGACUCACUGAUCCUUGCUGCCCUGAAUGGGGUGGCUGGGGAGGACGAUACAACCUUACAGAUCUGACUGGUGGAGAUGGUAGCAGACAUUAUAGUGAUACUGCCGAUUAUGUUCGUGGUAAAGAUGGCAACAUGCACGUUGGUAGCCAGGCUACAAUCUGGCGUUGGAGAGAGGCAUACCAAGGUGAUUUUGCCGCACGUAUGCAGUGGACGCUGGGCAGCGACUUCAAUAAAGCAAACCACGCCCCCGUCGUUGUAGUCAACGGUGAUUCAGAGCUAAGUGCUCUGCGAAUCAAGACCGGAUUCGGAACCACCGUGCACUUGGACGCUUCCCAGAGUUGGGAUCCAGAUUCUUCUGAUAGCCUAGAGUUCCGAUGGUUGCACUACAAGGAACCCUCGGCGACACAGUGGACAGCUGGUUUCCAGGUCCCGGAACUUACUUUCAAAGACGAAUCCGAUGGGAAGAGGAAGUUUGAUAAAGUCUCGGUGAAGAUUCCUGGGAAGGAUGAAGGCAUGAUAUUGCCGUUGCAUCCUGGAGAAAUCAUAAAAUGGGGACCAAAAACUUACCAUUUAAUCUUGGAGGUGGUUGAUAAUGCUGAGUUUCCAAUGAGGGCGUAUAAGAGGGUGUUAGUGGAAGUGACGGAUGAACCACUGGUGGCGGAGAACGCGGAAGAUGAUUGAAAGUGUCGAAAGCGACUUUGCUAUACAUCAUCACACUAUUGAAAGUGACAUCACGGGACGUCAGCUUACCAAUUUCUCCAUUUCUGCACGUCAGCUGAUUUGUCAUGGGCAUUACCUGACAAAUCAAGCUACCAUGUAUAUAUAUGCCCCCAAAUCCUUGGUUUGGAGGGCUAGCUGCUAUUGUCAAUAAAUGUCCAUUCCAAC
Hyaloscypha bicolor E is the source of this 1887-nucleotide messenger RNA. Its product is annotated as DUF1593-domain-containing protein. The record is from RefSeq and is a predicted model, not a curated record. The transcript has 2 exons. NCBI's taxonomy places the organism in Eukaryota, Fungi, Ascomycota, Leotiomycetes, Helotiales, Hyaloscyphaceae. Gene Ontology annotation, molecular function: hydrolase activity, hydrolyzing N-glycosyl compounds. Bases 196 to 1683 code for a protein of 495 amino acids.